This is a messenger RNA of Dimorphilus gyrociliatus, 414 nucleotides long. Lineage: Eukaryota; Metazoa; Annelida; Polychaeta; Dinophilidae. The record is from the annotation of a GenBank genome assembly.
GCCUCUACAUCCGGUUCCACUAAAAUGGCGACCAACACAAACCAGCAAUCUGAUCAACAAGAAGAAGACGCAUCGGAUUUGACUUUUCCGAAAGAAUUUGAUAAUGCCGAAACUUUACUCACAUCUGAAGUGUUAAUGCUGUUAGAACACCGAAAACAACAAAAUGAGGCUAAUGAUGAUGACACUGAAUUAUCCGAAGUGUUUAUGAAAACUUUAAGUUACUGUCAAAGGUUUAGCAAGAUGCUGAUGUCUAAGAAAUUACAUAGAUUCGAGUUAGCAGCUUUGGCAAAUUUAUGUCCUGAAACGGCUGAUGAGGCAAAGUCGCUCAUUCCAAGUCUUGAGUCCCGUUUCGAAGAUGAUGACAUUCAAGCAAUUUUAGAUGAGAUAAAAACACAUAGAAGUUUUCAAUAUUAA